Messenger RNA from Cuscuta europaea, 2166 nucleotides. NCBI's taxonomy places the organism in Eukaryota, Viridiplantae, Streptophyta, Magnoliopsida, Solanales, Convolvulaceae. The record is from the annotation of a GenBank genome assembly.
AGGUCAGUUUACAUUCACACAUGAUGCCGACCAUACAUCAUAGGCAGAGUAAAAAAUCCAUUCUGGAUGGGUAUAUACUACUCCGUAUUUGGGAUUGCUCCGUACAUUUUAAACUUUUAGUUUUGCAUCGGAAAUUCAACAACCAUGUCGCUGAGGCCGACCGCCAAAACUGAGUCCCGCCGGAGCCGGUACAAGGUCGCCGUUGAUUCCGAAGAUGGACGGAGAAGGAGAGAAGAGAACAUGGUGGAGAUCCGGAAGAAUAAAAGGGAGGAGAGUUUGCUCAAAAAACGCCGCGAAGGUCUUCAGCCUCAGCAAUUACAGGAUUUGCAGGAGUCUUCUGCCGUUUCCAAACCCCCCAAAAAGCUAGAAAGUCUUCCUGCUUUGGUUUCUGGAGUCUGGUCAAAUGAUGGCAAUUUGCAACUUGAAUCGACCACCCAGUUCCGGAAGCUUCUUUCAAUAGAACGCAAUCCACCAAUAGAGGAGGUCAUACAAUCUGGAGUUGUUCCUCGCUUUGUUCAAUUUCUUGCUAGAGAUGACUACCCCCCGCUACAGUUUGAAGCUGCAUGGGCUCUCACGAAUAUUGCAUCUGGCACAUCAGACAAUACAAAAGUUGUUAUUGAUCAUGGUGCUGUACCAAUUUUUGUGAGACUUCUUAGUUCCCCAAGUGAUGAUGUUCGUGAGCAGGCUGUUUGGGCAUUAGGAAAUGUUGCUGGUGACUCACCCAAGUGUCGUGAUCUUGUGCUCAACUGUGGAGCUUUGAUGCCACUUUUACUGCAAUUUAAUGACCAAGCAAAGUUGACUAUGCUGAGAAAUGCAACAUGGACGUUAUCCAAUUUCUGUAGGGGCAAGCCUCAGCCACAAUUUGAACAGAUGAAAGCAGCUCUACCUAUCAUUGCACGCCUUAUACAUUCUGGUGAUGAGGAAGUCCUGACUGAUGCAUGCUGGGCUCUCUCUUACCUAUCAGAUGGCACUAAUGAUAAAAUCCAAGCUGUAAUUGAUGCUGGAGUCUGUAACCGCCUUGUUGAGCUUCUAUGUCAUCCUUCACCAUCCAUUCUCAUACCUGCCCUCCGUACUGUUGGUAAUAUUGUUACUGGUGAUGAUAUUCAGACUCAGGUUAUUAUUGACCAUAUGGCUCUUUCUUGCCUUUUUAACUUAUUGAGUACAAAUGGCAAGAAAAGCAUCAAGAAGGAGGCUUGCUGGACUAUCUCAAACAUUACAGCUGGAAACAAGGACCAGAUUCAGGCAGUUAUUGAUUAUGGUAUAAUUGAACACCUUGUUGAUCUACUCCAAAACUCUGAGUUUGAAAUAAAGAAAGAGGCUGCAUGGGCAAUCUCAAAUGCUACCUCUGGUGGAUCUCCUGCACAAAUCAAGUUCUUAGUAUCAAAGGGUUGUAUAAAGCCUUUAUGUGAUCUUUUAGCUUGUCCUGACCCAAGAGUUGUAACGGUCUGCUUGGAAGGACUUGAGAACAUUUUAAAGAUGGGUGAAGCUGAGAAGGAUGGAACAGAUGGGGUUAACACAUUUGCACAAUUAAUAGAUGAAGCGGAUGGGUUAGAGAAGAUUGAGAAUCUUCAGAUGCAUGAUAAUCAGGAUAUAUAUGAGAAGGCAGUUAAGAUUCUUGAAACUUAUUGGUCGGAUGAAGAUGAAGAGCAGAUGCCUUCAGUUGGUGGUGGUGGUGGUGCUCCAUCACAAACUGGAUUUAACUUUGGGGGUGGGGAUCCUUCUGUUCCUUCUGGAGGGUUCAUGUUCACCUAAAGGUUUGUUUCCUUAAUAUGUGUUUCUUUGGUUUGAGAAGAGGCUAAACACAGAAUGAUGGGUCAUUGCGGGACAGGACCAGACAUAUUAUUGUGUCCUGUCUUGAAAGAAUCUUUAGGAAGAUGUAGAGAAACUGUUUUCUUUACAAUCUAAAAUUCAAACAUAUUGUUAAUUAUUUUAUUUUUAAUACCUAUGAGUCUAUGACUCAUUAAGCUGUGGUGUUUUGUUCAUCAAAUUACAUGUAAUAUAGUUUGUUUAAGUUAUCCCAAUAUAUCCCUUGAGAGACUUCCACAGGGGGCAUCUGCCUAUUUGUUUGGUAAUGUAAUGUGCUGCAUGUAUAUUAGGUUCUAUUUAUUUUCUGAUGACAAGUGUUUGGUGCACAUCAAUGUUACGCUGAAUUCUGCUUAUUGUGUU